CGAUACAUUCGGUACCUUACAUGCAAUUAUGGAGCACCUGGCCUUGACCCACAUUUCUCAACGUCAACUGGCAACUCACAAUGACCUGACCCUCAUUUCAGCCAAGUACCGGGCAACUCAGAGCAGCACACAUUCUUACCGUUAUCAAUGGAUAAAUCUCAAGACAGUGUGCCCAGGGGGCAUACUAGGACAAGAUCGGGAGUGAAAGCGACAAGACCUCGCUCUUCUACCAAAGGCCCUCUCGAUGACGACAACCCUCUAGCGUCACCACCUCUUUCAGCAGAUCACACGCAAAGAAACCUCUCCAUCCGGAACAAUCCUAGGAGCCCGGGCCCCGGAUCCCCGAUGAUGCCCCGAUCGCCAGCCCGCUCUCCCGCCCCGACCGACGCACGGAUGAGUAUGCGAGGCACACCUUCGCCCCGGCACGGCCCCAAAGACUUCUCGUACCUGCUCCACCCCGAUCUCUAUCACCCACUCACUCCGCUCAACCUCCCGGCUUCCUUCCGAGCUCCCGCCGAGCCGCCCUCCCCAGACACCCCCAUUCCCGACCUAGUGGCUCGAGGCUACUUCCGCGCCGCCGCCAUCGCCGCCACGCAGGCCCUGACAGGCGGAGCCGUCAGCCCCACCGACCACGCAACCAUCUUCGACCUCCUCUACACCCGCCUCGCCUGCCUGACCCUCAUCGACGCCACUCCGCUCGCCGCACAGGAGGCCAAAGCCCUUGGGGAUCUGCAGUCAGCCUUCUACUAUUCGCCAUCUUCCUCGGCGGAGUCCCAAAAUGAGCAGCCACAGUCGCCGCUACCGCAACAGCACAUGACCCACCUCUGUCCCUGGCCCCUGCGCGUGCUUGCCGUGCGGCUGCAAGCGAUGGGCUUCGGUGACCCGCGCCGGGCCGUCAUGAGCUACUACGAGCUGGCACGGGAGGCGCGCGCGAAGUUGGGCGAGGCCAAGGCGCGGCACGAGCAUUCGGAGGCUGAGGUGUGGCGGCAGAGGUUGGCGGACCUGGGGCUGCGGGUCGCGGGUACGCUGGUCGAGAUGGAUGAUUUAUCCGGGGCGGUGGAGCAUCUCGAGACGUUGAAAGAGGAAGGCCGGGGCAGGAUGGGAGGGCUUAGGAAGUCGCUGCUCUGGUUGCAGCUGGGGGAUGUUGAGGCUGCGAGGGAGUGUGUAAAAACCGAUGAUGGUGGGGAUGAGGAAGGGGUGGAGGAACGAGUGGUGAGCGCGCUGUGUGAUAUGGCUGAUGGCGAGUAUGAGGUUGCGUUGGGAAAGUGGACAGCGUUGAGGAAGGAAGUGGAUGACGAGAUGGUCGGGGUGAACCUGGCUGUUUGCCUGCUUUAUGUGGGCAGGAUGCAGGAGGGCAAGGUGCUGCUGGAAAGCCUCGUGGAUGCCGGCCGGUCCUCGCACACUCUGCUUUUCAACUUGACGACCAUGUACGAGCUUUGCACCGACAGGUCCCGGGCACUGAAGGUCAGGCUGUCGGAAAAGGUGGCCGCUAUGGGGGAGCGGGCUGAUGGCUGGGAAAAGUCCAAUGCCGACUUUAAGCUGUAGUGUAUGCUGUGCAGGAGAGGAUGGGUGGUAUCACAAGUCAGCUCGCGACUUGGACUUUGGAUCGACACUUAACUUCUUCGCAAACGCCCUUACGUGGUAACACGGACCUAUCCGUACAGCACCAGCUUUAUAGGUAUAAUGGGAAGCCCCAAGGACAUACCCAAGCGCCAAGGCUCGGAAAGCCCCGCCGAAAGCGACUCAGAUCCUGCUUGAUGAAUAUGAUUAUGUACUGGGUGUCACAGGCGGGGACUGAUAGAUCUGAACCAUCGGCAUCGGCUUUCCGACCAUCUACUGUUUCAAUUCUCUGACCAUUUCGAGUGUGUAUGGCCUGUACCAUUCCAAACCCAGCCCAACAUAUUGGCAUGCGAUGACCUGAAUUCACACCGAAACCGAGUAAAGCUGUAUUACCCGCCUUCUCACUCUAGUUAAAGAGCCGCAAGCGCUAACAUC
This is a messenger RNA of Chaetomium strumarium, 1995 nucleotides long. RefSeq lists its product as uncharacterized. Gene Ontology annotation, cellular component: TRAPP complex; Golgi apparatus. The record is from RefSeq and is a predicted model, not a curated record. The transcript is spliced from 4 exons. Bases 148 to 1545 code for a protein of 465 amino acids. Lineage: Eukaryota; Fungi; Ascomycota; Sordariomycetes; Sordariales; Chaetomiaceae.